This is a messenger RNA of Chelonus insularis, 2652 nucleotides long. RefSeq names its product photoreceptor-specific nuclear receptor-like. NCBI's taxonomy places the organism in Eukaryota, Metazoa, Arthropoda, Insecta, Hymenoptera, Braconidae. Gene Ontology annotation, molecular function: RNA polymerase II cis-regulatory region sequence-specific DNA binding; nuclear receptor activity; zinc ion binding. Gene Ontology annotation, biological process: anatomical structure development; positive regulation of transcription by RNA polymerase II; cell differentiation. The transcript is spliced from 7 exons. Bases 512 to 2263 code for a protein of 583 amino acids. The record is from RefSeq and is a predicted model, not a curated record.
CAAGCGCUGCGAUGCCGCAUCAAACGUAGCAACUAUAGGUUAAAUCCUCGUAUUCUUUUUUGUUGUUUUUCUCGCGUUGCCUCCUGAUCCCGCCUUCAAAAGUACAGGCGGACCAAUCGGCGUAUAUGAACCUGCAACAACCGGGCUCGAGGUCGGAAAGCCUCGACGUCAUACGAUCACGAAGAACCACCACGACAAGAAGCUACAGCUAGAUACCAGUCGACGUUUGUCAACAGAUCAGCGCUCUUAAUUUAAAUCGACUUAUAAUUGCGGCUUUUAAUCGUCGCUUUUUUUUUAAUUACUGUGAUCAUAUUAGAGACUCUUCAUUUGUUAGUGGCAAUCAUCUAGAGCUUUAGUCAAAAAUAAACUUUUUGCUAAAUUCAUUUUGGACUAUUGAUAUUAAUAAUCAAUUAUAUACAUGAAAAUUGGAAAUAGUGAAGAAUUGUAGACUUUUUGAUCAGUGAAUUAUAAAAAGUGACUUUUAUUUAUUAUAACGUUGGUGGAAAGAACCAUGAAUGGAACUGCAACAUCAAUCACAAGCUCUGAUGAUCAACAGCUUCAAAGACAAUCGUCGCAAAAUGAUGCUAGUUCUGAUCACCCUAGAAGUCCUGCUAGUCCUCUAAGUGUUCGUCAUGAUUCUGGUGAAUCAAGUAUAAUAUCACCAGGGCUUCCAGAACGUUACAGUCCUCUAGGUACUGCGGGACCAACAUCAAAUCAUGAUCCAUAUACGUCUCGUUCACUUCAAGAAUGUUCAGCUCCUUUAUGUCGCGGCAUACCAACGGAUUUUCCACUUGCACGUUCGCCUUAUAUAUCUAGUCUAAGUAAUGGCCAUCCUCAUCUAUUACAAGUGCAACAACAACAACAGCAACCACAACAGCAUCAUCAACAUCACCACCAUCAACAACAUCAACAGCCUCAGCAGCUCCAACAAUCACCUCACCAAUUACAGCAACAGCCUCAGCACAGCAGCAAACCGGGACGCAGUUUAGGUCUUAUCUGCAUUGUUUGUGGUGAUACAAGCUCAGGCAAGCACUAUGGAAUUCUUGCUUGCAAUGGCUGCAGUGGGUUCUUCAAGAGGAGUGUUAGGAGGAAAUUAAUUUACCGAUGUCAAGCUGGUACUGGAAGAUGUAUCGUAGAUAAAGCACACCGGAAUCAAUGUCAAGCUUGCCGGCUCAAAAAGUGCAUGCAAAUGGGUAUGAACAAAGAUGCCAUACAACUUACUCGUGCUGCAUGGAAGGAUUACCAGAUGAUGAUGACUAAUCAAGAGGAAACUCCUUGGAUUGUUGCAGCCGUGCAGAACGAAAGACAACCGAGAAAUACAGCGACCAUUAGACCAGAGGCUCUUGUAGAAAUGGACCAAGAGAGGGCGUUGAGAGAGGCUGCCGUUGCUGUUGGAGUAUUUGGACCACCAGUGACAUUAGCAAUGGCACGAUAUGCAACCCCAAUGCCUCUAUCUGCAAUAGCACCAACAACCAACUCAGCAGCUGUUCCAACACCUCCAGCUCAUCAAGAUCCAGAAGAUGGAAAUGCUUCAGAAGAUAGUAUAGAUGUUACCAAUGAAGAGCCUACGACCCUGCAAAGAAAUAUUUGCUCUCAACUGCCACCUGUUAUGUCUUCUUUAUAUUCACCAGCAAAUGUAGAAACAGUGUACGAAACUAGUGCUAGACUCCUUUUCAUGGCUGUGAAAUGGGCGAAGAAUCUUCCUUCCUUUGCUAGUUUACCAUUUCGUGAUCAAGUUAUUUUAUUAGAAGAAGCCUGGUCUGAACUGUUCCUCCUCAAUGCAGUUCAGUGGUGUCUUCCUCUUGAAUCUUCAUCGUUGUUUAACGCAGCUGAACUCACAGCACUCACUUUAUCGCCUAAUCAUCCUCACUCGGGAAUGCACAUGCCUAAUGAUGCAGCUGAUAAACCUAGCCAAGUUGCAGCAGACAUUCGAUAUCUACAUGAUACUCUUCAGCGAUUUAAAGCAGUCAUGGUUGAUCCUGCCGAGUUUGCUUGCAUGAAGGCAAUUGUUUUAUUUAGACCAGAAACACGUGGACUCAAGGAUUCUAGUCAAAUAGAAAAUCUUCAGGAUCAGGCUCAAGUGAUGUUGGGUCAGCAUGCACGAGCACAACAACCAGCGUGUCCAACAAGAUUUGGAAGACUUUUACUUCUGUUGUCACUAUUAAGAACAGUACCGGCUUCACGAGUUGAAUUGAUUUAUUUUCAUCGAACAAUUGGCAAUACUCGAAUGGAAAAAGUGUUAUGUGAUAUGUACAAAAAUUAAUUAUUCGUACUUAAAUAUUAUGAUAUAUAUAUAUAUAAAUACAUAGGAUUAUAUAUAUAUUAAAAAGUGCAUAUACAUAUAUAUAUAUAAAUAUAUAUUAUAUGAUAAUGAUAAUUAUAAUGAAAAAUUUACGUGGUAUAGAGAAAAGAUAUAUACUAAUAAAAUGAUAAACUUAUUACUGAUAUUUCUUAGUAAUAAAAGUGAAUAUAAAUAUAAUCAGAGAGUGUGAAAUCUGUGACAAUUCUUUUCUUUAGAGUCAUUUUUCUGAGAAAGAAUUCAAAUCAAAAAUGAUUUAACACUCGACAAUUUACAAUUGUUUAUUAUGAUGUCACUAUGUUACUGUAUACUUCUAAUACAAAACAAUAAGAUAAAAACAGAUAAUAAAAAAA